Molecule: messenger RNA, 1509 nt
Organism: Aspergillus heteromorphus CBS 117.55
Lineage: Eukaryota; Fungi; Ascomycota; Eurotiomycetes; Eurotiales; Aspergillaceae
Product: Hsp20/alpha crystallin family protein
Exons: 1
Coding region: 204-1376 (390 amino acids)
Biological process (GO): response to salt stress; response to heat; protein folding
Source: RefSeq, a predicted model, not a curated record
CGGACACAGACCAACUGGGUGGCCUAGAGGGAAGGAGCUAGUGAUAUAAAAGGGUCGGGUGUCGUCGUCAUUUGUGCUGCUUCAAUCCUACAUUCACUCAUCAUCUACCACCCUCUCUCCUAAUACUCUACUACUUCCUACAAACCCUUUCUCAUACCAAUACUAUUUUCUUACAAAAACAAAAACAAUACUCAAACACAAACAUGGCCUCCAUCCGCCAACUCAACCAACCCGGUUCCUACUGGGACGUGAUCGCCAACAUGGAAGACCACCCGUUCUUUGCUGGUCUCAACCACAACCACAUCCCCGGGGAUGAGACCGACCAGUCCGGCCCCGGAGGCUUCCCCUUCGGGGGCCAGUUCGCCCAACGCGGCCGCCAUGGCCCUCACCACCACGGUCGCCGUCACCACCGCGAAUCCGAGACUGAAGACGACGAGGAAACCGCUCAAGAAGAGACAAACGACGAAAACGAGGAGGCUUCUUCCUCCUCUGAUGACGAUAAUAACGACAACGAUGCUCCCCGUGGAUCAGAGCCCCACCGCGGCCACAGAGGCCAUGGACAUGGACGACACGGUGGCGGUUUCCACGCUAAGGGCGGACGCGGUGGUCAUGGACGCGGUGGUCACGGACGUGGUCGCCAUGGUCAUGGACCCAAGGGAUUUGGAGGACCGGGAACCUGGGGAUUCGGCCAUCCCGCUGAAUUUGGACCAUGGGGUGGACCUCAUGAGUUUGGACCUCACGGUCACGGCGGCUUUGGACCUCACGGCUUCGGACACCACGGCUUUGGACCUCGCGACUUUGGACACCACGGCUUCGGCCUUCACAGAGGCUACAAGGGCUUCGGACCCCACGGCGGAUUCGGACCCGGCCCUCACUGCGGCGGCCGUGGCAGCCACGGCGCCCGCUUCUCCCCCUGGGGAGGCAAACCCAUGAAGGGAUUUAAGCACGGAAAGCACGGAAAGCACCACCAUCGGGGCUUCGGCUUCGGCCCAUUCGGCCACAAGAUGCACCACUUUGACGAAGGCUUUCACCCCGAAGUCGACGUCUACGACACCCCCGAGUUUUUCGUGGUGCAUGCGUCUCUGCCCGGCGCCAAGAAGGACGCGGUGGAGGUGAAGUGGGAUCCGAAGAAGUUCGAGCUCAACAUCAGCGGAGUGAUUGAGCGGCCUGGGGGCGAGGAGGUGCUGAAGACAUUGGCGCUGGAUGAGCGUCGCGUUGGCGAGUUUGAUCGCAAGGUGCGCCUGGGGAGCGUGGCGCAGCCCGUGGAGAUUAAUGUUGAGGGCAUCACGGCAGAGAUGGAGAAUGGGGUGCUCAGUGUGAAGUUGCCGAAGGUCGAGGCGGAUGUGGUUAUGGUUACUAAGGUGGAUAUUCAGUGAUGUGGUAUUUAUGCUAUGGGAUAUGGGAACAAAUUGAAAUUAGGACUGGGAUAUGGCGUUGAUCGUUAGCAUUGUUGAUUGUUGAUUGCUGAUUGAUAUUAUAAUAUAAGGGGAUCUUUGAUCCUACCACAAC